This is a messenger RNA of Paramuricea clavata, 2502 nucleotides long. NCBI's taxonomy places the organism in Eukaryota, Metazoa, Cnidaria, Anthozoa, Malacalcyonacea, Plexauridae. The record is from the annotation of a GenBank genome assembly.
AGAGGGAGUCAGCUAUCACGAUGAAGAGUUGGACAAUCUUAGCCUUGCUGGUCACAAUCUGUGCUGUGUUUGUUGGUGUUGGACACACCGAAGAAACUACAGAUGAUUUCAGAGAACCAGCUUUGGAAGAUGCAGUGAAUGAGGACGAAUUGUAAGUUUCACCUUUUUUAUUCAGUUUACUAUCAAAUGUUGUUUGUUGAAAAAAUUGUUUGCAUGCAAAUAUUUGAGAUGAAAACUCAAGCUUUAAGCCGAUUGUAAGUUUGUCAUGUCUCAUUACUUAAUAUGACAAUCUCAUUAUUAAAUGAUAAAUACGCAUUGUAGCCAUAGACCGAUUCGAAAAAUGGUUUUCGUUCUUUUUUCUCCCGAUGUAUAAGCACUGCCACCUUAUAUAGAAUUCUUCAAAAAUAUCAGUUUUACAAAAUAUAAAUAUAAUACCAUUUGUUAUCUUUGAGAAAUUAAAUCUUAAAAAUUCCGCAGUUUCUGCUAGAUUUAGCAAAGAAGACUGACUCGUUUUGCUGCUAGUAUGAAAUCGUUGGGCUGUUUAUGAAACUCGUAUUGUUUUUCGACUUCACAUGAUAUAGAUCUGAUGAUGACGAUGACGGUGAUAAAGAAUCGGAUCCCAACACUUUAGUUGAAACGUAAGUGAAGUACGAUUUGUAUUAACAGCUGAAUCAUGUCAUAAGCCCCACAUACCAUAUGUAAAGGCUAGUCUCCUUUCGGGAGGGUCUUCAGGAUCGGGGUGGACGGGAGAGUUUUCAGUUUGUUUUGCGAGAUUUCGUUUGGAACCUCUGGUUUCGAACUAAAUGAAUUUAAUCAACACGAAUGACGUGAACGUCGUGAAUUUAACACAAUGAAAGCUCUCCCGCCGUUUCUGUUCAGCGGAGGAGUUCUCAGUUCAGAGGAGUUCUCCCGCCGUUUCUGUUCACCUUUACAUGCAUGUUCAAUCUGUCUCUUAGUUUACUUGACACGCCCAGUUUCAAGAAAUAGAGCCACGUUUACUCAAACUCUCUGAAGCGGUGACUAUUUUGAAUUUCGAGUUUAACAAUUCCAUUUAAUUUUUUGCUUGCCUGAAUCCUUUAGCGAGUUUGAGUUCGCGAUCUUCUAUUUGUUAUCAUGAUUACUAUUUUGGAGGUGGGUGCCCUGCAUGGGACCUUUUAUAAGAGUCCCGUUCGUACCUUACCUUUUUGGAUCUACAUUUGAUAUCUAGGUUAUUUUAACUUAAUGUAAUAUUUGUUCUGUUAUAUUCUUUUGUUUGUUAAAAAUUGUGAAUAUCGAUCCAAAUAAAAUUUGUUAAAUUAAAUUAAAUUUAAUUAAUACCAUAAUAUACCAUAUACAAUACCAAACCACACCAUAUUACACUACACUACACUACACCACACCACACCACACCCCGCCACCAUAUCAUACAUUGCCGUACUACACUUUGGCAUAUACCACAACACAGGCCAUAUACUACGCCACACCAUAACCAUGCAAUACCGUACUAAACCGCACGAUACACCAUACCACAUCACAGCAUUGCUCACCACUAAAUAAUCGCAGCCUAAGGUCAGGUAAUUCUUAUAUUCGGUAGUCAGACGGUUCAUAGCUGUUGGAAACGUUACUGCCUGUAACUUGGUUUCAACUUGACCAUAAAUUGGAUCAGUAAAAAAAAAUUUCACGACCGCAACCGAUCAUAUUUUGUCUUGAAUUUUUGGGUUCUUGGGUAUAAAGUGCAUUCAUUCUAUAGGUCACACAUUUUCUUAAAAGAUUUUAACGUUAUACCGAUAUACCGCGAUAUUUCAAAAACAUCAUAACCGGUAUUGAAAUUUCAAUACCGCCCAACUUAACUGCAAAUUCAUACUUCUUGUAAAUGCUUCUUGAAAUUAGCUAGAUUUAGAAUACACCAGUGAAAUGCUGCCUCGUCCCCAGGCGCUAAUAAAAUUUCAUGCGAGUCACUAUAUGAAAGGUUUACAUCAAGUAGUGCGUCACAUUAUAGGCGCGCAAAGGGGAGUGGAAUAUGAGCGGACGAGGCAGAGUGAAAAGGUAAAUGCCAUUAAAAUUAAUAUAUGUUCUCACAUUUUAGAAAGAACACCCUAGAGAGUGUAAAUGAGACGCCUUUAAACGCCUUCAAACGUUCACCAUGGUGGGGGCGUAGGCGUCGUCACCAUCAUCACCAUCACCACCACCACCAUCAUCAUCAUCACCAUCACCGAUAUGGAUAUGGUAAAUAGUCUUGGAGACGAAGGUAUGUGCGAAAUAUUGAUGAUUUAACUGUUUUUAUACAACCGGCCCCUGGCAUUAAGUUAAUAUGUAUAUUUUCUUCUUCCACAGAAUAUUUAAACGGCGAAAUCGUUAUCACAGCGAAAGAAGCCAAGGAAUUAAUGAAUCUUUUAACUCUCUUAUCACAUUUAAAAUUAGUGUAACUUUGGCACAAGCGUACACCUAAUCAUAAAUAUUUGUAUGUUUAGCUUUGUAAUGUUAAGUAAGGUUUUAUGUCAUAAAUAAAUUGCAUUUCCAUUU